UCUUCUCUUUUGCCAUAAACCUUCAUCCUCACUACUCAUUCUCUUACAAAUCUGAAGAAAUUUAUAAGUUUACACACUCAUUUUUCUUUCAUAUUAUUCACAUCAAAACUAAUAAAACAUGUUGAGAGCAUUGAGCACAAGAAAAGGCCGACGAGGGUAUGACAGAUUAGUAGCCGAUGAAUCUACAGCCCUUAGUCUUUUAGAUGGGAACUUGAAGAGGUCUAAAACACUGCCUGCAAAAUUACCUCGAUCUUUUGAUUUAUCUGCUAAAUUACCCUUACCGCAUGAUAUUAAAGUGAAGCCUGCUCCUAAAAAGCUCAGCAAGAUUGCUACUCACCCGCUCUUUGCUCUCUUUGAUACUCGCCGGAAAAAGAAAACUACGGCCAAGCCGGAGUUGGCAAGAUACUUACAGUAUAUGAAGGAAGGUGGGACGUGGGAUGCCAAGUCAAAUAUGCCUGUCAUCUUCUACAAAUGAGAAAGCGUUGUUAAUCGUCUUUUAUAAUUGACUUUUUUUCUUCAUCUAUACCGUAAUGAUAGAAAUUAAAUUUAUGUUUUUAAUUUCUUUCUCGAUAGAAUAUAAAAAUGUUGCAAAUCUUGUCCAUUUUAAUUAUAUGUAAGGGUUGCACAUGAAAUUUUUUGGAUUUAAAGACCAUGCAAAAAAAAUACAAUAUACAAUAAUUCUCAG
Molecule: messenger RNA, 685 nt
Organism: Mercurialis annua (annual mercury)
Lineage: Eukaryota; Viridiplantae; Streptophyta; Magnoliopsida; Malpighiales; Euphorbiaceae
Exons: 1
Coding region: 119-475 (118 amino acids)
Source: RefSeq, a predicted model, not a curated record